Candoia aspera is the source of this 1805-nucleotide messenger RNA. RefSeq names its product basic leucine zipper and W2 domains 1 (gene BZW1). The transcript has 12 exons. Lineage: Eukaryota; Metazoa; Chordata; Lepidosauria; Squamata; Candoiidae. The coding region runs from base 143 to 1402 and encodes 419 amino acids. Gene Ontology annotation, cellular component: membrane; cytoplasm. The record is from RefSeq and is a predicted model, not a curated record. Gene Ontology annotation, molecular function: protein binding.
GAGGUUGAGGGGGAGGAGACUGAAGAUACUACUGCCUCAAGCCACCUCUCCGUCCUCCUCGCGUCGCUGGUAAAGCUCGUGCUCCUUGGACGUUCCUUUCCUGCCUUAAAAGUCGGUGAGGCUCGAGAAGGGGGUGUCUUUUAUGAAUAAUCAAAAGCAGCAAAAGCCAACGCUAUCAGGCCAGCGUUUUAAAACUAGGAAAAGAGAUGAAAAAGAGAGGUUUGACCCCACUCAGUUUCAGGACUGCAUUAUUCAAGGUUUAAAUGAAACUGGCAGUGAUUUGGAAGCAGUAGCAAAAUUCCUUGAUGCUUCUGGAGCAAAACUUGAUUAUCGCCGCUAUGCAGAGACACUCUUUGACAUUCUGGUGGCUGGUGGAAUGCUGGCCCCAGGUGGUACCCUGGCAGAUGACAUGAUGCACACAGAUGUCUGUGUGUUUGCUGCACAAGAAGACCUAGAAACAAUGCAAGCAUUUGCUCAGGUCUUUAACAAGCUGAUCAGGCGAUACAAAUACCUGGAAAAAGGCUUUGAGGAUGAAGUUAAAAAGUUGCUGCUCUUCUUGAAAGGUUUUUCUGAAUCUGAGCGGAACAAACUGGCCAUGCUGACGGGUAUUCUUCUGGCCAAUGGGACACUUAAUGCAUCAAUUCUCAACAGCCUGUAUAACGAGAAUCUUGUUAAAGAAGGUGUUUCAGCAGCCUUUGCAGUAAAACUGUUCAAAUCAUGGAUAAAUGAAAAAGAUAUCAAUGCAGUGGCUGCUAGCCUUCGUAAAGUCAAUAUGGACAAUAGGCUGAUGGAACUCUUUCCAGCCAACAAGCAAAGCCUUGAACAUUUUACAAAAUACUUCACUGAUGCAGGAUUGAAGGAACUUUCUGAAUAUGUUCGGAACCAGCAGUGCAUAGGGGCUCGUAAAGAAUUGCAGAAAGAACUUCAAGAGCAGAUGUCACGAGGGGAUCCCUUUAAGGAUAUCAUACCGUACGUCAAGGAAGAAAUGAAGAAAAACAACAUAUCAGAGCAGACUGUAAUUGGCAUCAUCUGGUCUAGUGUAAUGAGCACUGUGGAAUGGAACAAAAAAGAGGAGCUCGUCGCAGAACAAGCCAUCAAGCACUUGAAGCAAUACAGCCCUCUUCUUGCUGCCUUUACAACCCAAGGUCAGUCUGAACUGACACUGUUGCUGAAGAUUCAAGAGUACUGUUACGACAACAUCCAUUUCAUGAAAGCCUUCCCAAAAAUAGUGGUGCUCUUCUACAAAGCUGAGGUGCUCAGUGAAGAACCCAUCCUCAAAUGGUAUAAAGAUGCGCACCUUGCCAAAGGAAAGAGUGUCUUUCUGGAACAAAUGAAAAAGUUCGUAGAAUGGCUCAAAAAUGCGGAGGAAGAAUCGGAGUCUGAAACUGAAGAAGGUGACUAAGUUGUCAAAAUGUCAACAGUAAAGCAAACAGGAACUGUAGAUAAAACGUCAUGUUUUGUGUCCUUCUGAUUCUUACACCCUACCUCCCUUUAUCAAGCAUGAUAUAAGGGCUCUCAUAGCAAAUUUAUGUUUGCAUUUUCUAGGGUCCUUAGAAAACACAGAAAUUAGGUUUUUAAAACCAUGUGUUAGUAGCUUACAGGAGCUCUAGAUUUGAUUCUAACAUUGCAUUAGUCCUUUCAGUUACAUUCUACCUCCUGUAUUUUCUACUGUAACAUAAUUUAAGGCCUUCCACAACUUAAAUUCAUUUUACCCCUGGGUUUUCUAUAAAGGUUUACAGUAGACAUGGAAAAUGAAAUUUGUUAUAAAAUUCUGUUUGCAGAUUAAACUGUACAAGUAUCCAAAA